AUGGGCGAUGGCUGGCUGCCCCCGGACUGCCAGCCGCACAACAGGUCCGGCUCGCCGCCGCCCGCGUCCCCCGGCAGCGCCGCCACGCCGGCGCCCGGCAACCGGCACGAGGUGCUGUCGCAGCAGUGGACGGCGGGCAUGGGCCUGCUGAUGGUGCUGGUGGUGCUGCUCAUCGUGGCGGGCAACGUGCUGGUGAUCGCGGCCAUCCGGCGCACGCAGCGCCUGCAGACGCUGACCAACCUGUUCAUCACCUCGCUGGCCUGCGCCGACCUGGUGAUGGGCUUGCUGGUGGUGCCCUUCGGGGCCACGCAGGUGGUGCAGGGCCGCUGGGUCUGGGGCUCCUUUCUGUGCGAGUGCUGGACCUCGCUGGACGUGCUGUGCGUGACGGCCAGCAUCGAGACCCUGUGCGUCAUCGCCAUCGACCGCUACCUGGCCAUCACCUGGCCUUUCCGCUACCAGAGCCUCAUGACCAAGGGUCGGGCCAAGGGCAUCAUCUGCACCGUGUGGGGCAUCUCCGCUCUGGUCUCCUUCCUGCCCAUCAUGAUGCACUGGUGGCGGGAUGAGGAUCCCCAGGCUCUGGAUUGCUACCAGGACCCCGGCUGCUGCGACUUCGUCACCAACAGGGCCUACGCCAUCGCCUCCUCCAUCAUCUCCUUCUACAUCCCUCUGCUCAUCAUGAUCUUUGUCUACAUCAGGGUGUACAGAGAGGCCAAGGAGCAGAUCAAGAAGAUUGACCGAUGCGAGGGCAGGUUCCACAACAACCACCACCACCAGCCUCCUGCCCAAGGCCACUCUCACCACCAGCCCAUGCUGGGCAACGGCAGGGCCAGCAAGAGGAAGAGCUCCCGGAUCAUGGCCAUGAGGGAGCAGAAAGCCCUCAAGACCUUGGGUAUCAUCAUGGGAAUCUUCACUCUCUGCUGGCUUCCUUUCUUUCUGGUCAACGUGGUCAACGUCUUCAACAGGGACCUGGUGCCAGACCAGCUCUUUGUCUUCUUCAACUGGCUGGGAUAUGCCAACUCCGCUUUCAACCCCAUCAUCUACUGCCGCAGCCCUGACUUCCGCAAGGCUUUCAAGAGGCUGCUUUGCUGCCCCCGGAAAGCUGACAGGAGGCUGCAUGCCAGCGGUGAGGAGCUCUCCCGGUUCCCAGGGAGUUUCAUCAAUACUUUGGGCACCCCCGAGCGCAGCCUAGGAGGGAUGUGGUCCGACUGCAAUGGGGGUACGCAGGGAGGCAGCGACUCCAGCCUGGAGGAAAGGAAUAGCAAAACCUCCUAUUCCGAAUCCAAGGUAUAAGGACGGGGCAGGGGUGGCACUGGGGGACACCCUGGACACUGAGCACGAAGAAAGCCAGCCAGGGAAUAAGUGAGAGGAAAAAAUAUCAGGAGUCUGGUUAAGCAAACAAACACCAAACAAAACCAAUCUCUGUCUCACUGGGGAGAAUAUCUGUGUUUACUGAAGACUAAAAGCAGGUGAACUUGUGUGCAACAUACCUCAUCUGACGUUAAAGGAAGCCACUGACGGCUGAACAAAGGAAAUUAAAAGCUGUCUCAAGCUCUUUUUUUUUUUUUUAUUUUCUAACAGGGAGUUAGGUGGCAACAGGCAUUUUGAAAGGGAAUAAGAAAAAAAUCCUUUACUCAGUUGACCUGCUCUAAGAGCUGCGCUUGCGGUAGAGCCCGAUCCUGAAGUAUUGGGAGUUUAACCACUGACUUCACUGUAGCCGGGAUCGUGCUGUAUUUAACCUCGCUUUCAAGCUGAGGACUGUAAGCUCUCCCUGCCCCUACUCUUGGUGGCUGCAGUCCUUGUUUCACACACAGACAAAAAAACCAGUCUGAUUUGAACAAGUGCUGCUUGCACACAGCCCUGUUGAAGUUAGUGGGAGCUGCAGGUGAUCAGCACUUUUUGCAAAUCGGGCUUAACAGUCCUUUAUAAAAGUGUGUCUGUCAUCUGACAAGUUUGAUUUUAAACUUCAAGUAGCUGCAUUCCCCUGUUGUUUAAAGUAAAGAUGAAGGGAAAAAAUUAACUAAUGAAGAAUAUUGAUAUACUUGUAUUUUGAACAGAGCUUUUCUGAUUAUUAUCUUCUGCAUCAGCAACCGGUUGACUUCUUAUGCUUAUCUUUUCUUGCCAGACCAUACCAAUCAGGCUGAGAAACUUUCUACCUCAAACUGUGCAUAUUGUACAGGGGAAUAAAAAGACAUGUUUAUAUUAAACAGCUUAUUUAUGUAUCGAUAUUAUUAUUUUCUAAAAAGAGGCAGUGAGCCUUCUGCAACUUGUUCAUUGUAAUUGAAGAUGAACAGUACAAAAAUAAAUGAAUCCUGGCAACAACAAAAAAUUUACUGCACAUAAAAAAAAAUGGCGACAGAGCCAUUUUUGCACAGUGUUAAGAAUCGUAAAAUUAAUUGAAGAUGUUCCUUGCACAAAAAAAAUUAAAAAUAAAAUGGGGGUUCAAAUAUCAUCAAACCUGAAAAAAAAGUUCUUUCUGCUCUUGUCUAAUAUGUUACAUUUCUAUUGAGAGAGUGACUUUUUAUAUUAUUUUAUCAAGGUACUGUAAAUGCAUCCAUAUUAUAAAUUAAAAUAUCUUAAGGGUCUUUUAUUAUUAUUUUAAUAUUUUAUGUCCAAGUGCCCACGUGAAUCUGCUGUUAUUUUAGCACUUGCGUGUCAUUUCCAUUUUCCUCCCGUGUGUGUUUUUAUAAGGUAUUUAUACUCUGGUGCAAUUUACUACUGUGUAAGUAAUUGGUCUAUGUGCAAUAAAUAACAUUGCAGCACAAACAAGCAUAUAUGUACAGUGUGUCUCUAUAGGUUCUGAAACAGUACCCAGCUAUAAUGGAAAGAACAGAGUUUUGUUUUUCUCAAAAUAUGGAUCAAAUUACCAAUACUCUCCUACCUAAUGGCUUUUCCUGACAAAAUAUGGUUUAAAAAAAGUGUUCUAGACCAAAUAAGGUUGUGUUUUCUGUUGCGUUAAGGGCUGCCGACUUCCCUCAAAAAUUAAUGGCCAAAGACAAGGUGU
Messenger RNA from Gavialis gangeticus (Gharial), 3001 nucleotides. It is a transcript of the gene ADRB1, whose product is annotated as adrenoceptor beta 1. Gene Ontology annotation, molecular function: beta1-adrenergic receptor activity. The transcript has a single exon. The coding region runs from base 1 to 1290 and encodes 429 amino acids. Gene Ontology annotation, biological process: norepinephrine-epinephrine-mediated vasodilation involved in regulation of systemic arterial blood pressure; positive regulation of heart rate by epinephrine-norepinephrine; adenylate cyclase-activating adrenergic receptor signaling pathway. The record is from RefSeq and is a predicted model, not a curated record. NCBI's taxonomy places the organism in Eukaryota, Metazoa, Chordata, Crocodylia, Gavialidae. Gene Ontology annotation, cellular component: membrane.